AUGUCGGGCAAUUCCAAUUCAGACAUCUUAAUUGCAGGCGCAAUUGCAGCCUUUACAGUCGAUCUCCUUGUAUACCCGCUCGACACACUGAAAACACGCAUCCAAUCGCCCAACUAUGCAAAAGUAUAUACGAAUCCACAGACAGGGAAGCCGAAUCCGGCUUUGUUUCGCGGCGUGUAUCAAGGAAUUGGAAGUGUAAUAAUAGCCACAUUACCUUCAUCAGGAGCAUUCUUCACAACCUACGAACGCACAAAAUCCCUCUUCACCCGCUUAAACACCACCGCCUCCUCUUCCCCGACAGGCAUCCUUCCCACCCCCUUAAUCCACGCCUCAGCCUCCUCCUUGGCCGAACUCGUCUCCUGCGCCAUCCUCACCCCCGCAGAAGUAAUCAAGCAAAACGCUCAAAUGGUCUCAUCAUCAUCAUCUUCUUCUUCUUCUUCUUCCUCCUCCUCUUCCUCUCCCACUCAAGCAAACGCAACUCUCCAAACCCUCUCGAAAUUCCGCUCCAACCCCCUCGCCCUCUGGCGCGGCUACACCGCACUCGCAGGACGCAACUUACCUUUUACAGCCAUGCAAUUCCCACUACUAGAACGGCUAAAGGAAGCGAUAAAGCAGUACCGCGAUGAGCGCGGCUUAACGCGCGGCACGAUUGUGGAAAGCGGGUGUAUUACUGCGUUUAGUGCGGGCACGGCGGGCGCUGUGGCAGCGGUGAUUACGACGCCGAUUGAUGUGGUUAAGACGCGGAUUAUGCUUGCGGCGGGUGAUGGGGGGUCAGGGGAGGUGAAGGGACAGGAGGCCAAGGGGGCGAAGGACGGGAUCAAGAGUGCGGCGAGGGAUUUGAUGCAGGGGGGUGAAGGAGAGAAGAAGAAGACUAGUUGGGGGAUUGGAAGGGAGAUUGUGGCAGAGAAGGGGGUGAAGGGAUUGUGGAGGGGUGGUGCGCUGAGGGCUGUGUGGACGUUUGUGGGUGCGGGGUUGUACUUGGGGGCGUAUGAGACGGGGAGGGUGUAUCUUGCUAGUCGAAGAGGUGAUGAGAUUAGUGAAGAGGAUUUGAUGUAG
Bipolaris oryzae ATCC 44560 is the source of this 1056-nucleotide messenger RNA. RefSeq lists its product as uncharacterized. The coding region runs from base 1 to 1056 and encodes 351 amino acids. NCBI's taxonomy places the organism in Eukaryota, Fungi, Ascomycota, Dothideomycetes, Pleosporales, Pleosporaceae. Gene Ontology annotation, molecular function: S-adenosyl-L-methionine transmembrane transporter activity. The record is from RefSeq and is a predicted model, not a curated record. Gene Ontology annotation, cellular component: mitochondrial inner membrane. The transcript has 3 exons.